AGAGGCCUCAUGCUUGUGAGCUGUGGCCCUGCUGUCAGGGUUCACCACCACUUUGAUUCUGUCGUAGAGAUGGUUCAAAAAGACCGGUUGGAUUUCGUGGUUGGGUUUGGUGGAUCAGGGACUUUACCGCCCUUAGUAGCAUCCAUCGUACGGUCAUUCGUCGUCGAUGCUGGUGUGUUCGGCUGCACAAACGUCUGGUCAUCGUUUUGUGACACGAUCUCCUCGGCUCAGAGUGUCUUGGAUCACACAACUGUUGUGCUGGUGUACGCUGAGGUCGUCAAUGGAAUACGACAAGUCGAAUGUCGUCAGAUCGCGAAGAACCUCCCCGGUCUGCGUGCCUUCGGCGGAGAUUUCAACUCUUGC
Messenger RNA from Suillus paluster, 363 nucleotides. RefSeq lists its product as uncharacterized. Lineage: Eukaryota; Fungi; Basidiomycota; Agaricomycetes; Boletales; Suillaceae. The record is from RefSeq and is a predicted model, not a curated record. The transcript has 2 exons. The annotation marks the transcript as partial.